Messenger RNA from Scleropages formosus (Asian bonytongue), 4072 nucleotides. Its product is annotated as alpha-internexin-like. Gene Ontology annotation, cellular component: intermediate filament; postsynaptic intermediate filament cytoskeleton; cytoplasm. NCBI's taxonomy places the organism in Eukaryota, Metazoa, Chordata, Actinopteri, Osteoglossiformes, Osteoglossidae. The record is from RefSeq and is a predicted model, not a curated record. Gene Ontology annotation, biological process: intermediate filament organization. Bases 377 to 1834 code for a protein of 485 amino acids. The transcript has 3 exons. Gene Ontology annotation, molecular function: structural constituent of postsynaptic intermediate filament cytoskeleton.
ACGAUGUAUAAAAAGGGUUAACCAAUGGUUUACGACACCAGCCCUUUUUCUAGAGGAGACAAACGACUGAAUAUUAUUUCUUGCUGACAUCAACACUGCACCAAAACGGACAGUUCCAUUCUCGAACCCUUACCUGACUUGAGAUCAAGAAAAAAAAAAAAAAAACUGGAACACCUUCAAAAAGUGCUCCGAUGAUAAAGAAAAAUACAUCUGGACAUGAAGUUAUUGCACUUGGCUAUUUUUUUUUAAAUGAAGUCGUUAUAUCAGAAAGAGGCUAAAGUUUGCAGGGGGUCCACCUUAAUUACUGGUUGGGUCGCCCAGGUAUAUAAAGAAGAGAAGACGAGCGCUCUUCUGCUCUUUCUCCUCGAACGCCAACAUGAGUUACGGAUCGGACAUCUACUCCUCCUCCUCGUACCGAAAGAUCUUCGGCGACUCGCCCCGCUAUGCAGCCUCUCCGUCCAGGCUGAGCAGCGCCUCCUCCAGCCGGAGCUCCAUCUCCUCCAGUGGCUUCAGGUCUCAGUCCCUCUCGCGUGCCUCGUCUCUGGGCUCCUACAAGAGAUCCGGCAGGUCCUCCUUCUCGCCCAUCCCCAGCGAGACCUUCGAUUUGACCCAAAGCUCGGUCCUGAACAAUGAGUUCAAGAUCAUCCGCACCAACGAGAAGGAGCAGAUGCAGGGUCUCAACGACCGCUUCGCUAUGUUCAUCGAGAAGGUGCGCAACCUGGAGCAGCACAACAAGGUGCUGGAGACCGAGCUGGUGACCUUGAGGCAGCGGCAGAACGAGCCCUCCAGGCUGGCCGACCUCUACCAGCAGGAGAUCCGGGAGCUGCGGUCCCAGCUGGAGAUGGUCAAUGGAGAGAAGUCCCAGAUCCUCAUCGAGAGGGACAACAUCGAGGACGACAUGCAGAAGCUCCGGGCCAAGUAUGAAGAUGAGAUCCGAGCUCGCGAGGACGCGGAGCAAGCGCUCAAGGCUUACAAGAAGGACGUGGACGAUGCCACCAUCGUCCGCCUGGACCUGGAGAAGAAGGUGGAGUCGUUCCUGGAUGAGAUCUCCUUCAUGAGGAAGGUGCACGACGAGGAGGUGGCCGAGCUCAUGAGCAUGAUCCAGGCGUCGCAGGUCUCCGUGGAGAUGGAGGUGUCCAAGCCGGACCUCACCUCCGCCCUCAAGGAGAUCCGCGGUCAGUACGAGUCCGUGGCGGCCAAGAACCUGCAGUCGGCCGAGGAGUGGUACAAGUCCAAGUUCGCAGACCUGAGCGAGCAAGCCAGCAGGAGCAACGAGGCGAUCCGGGCGAGCCGGGAGGAGAUCAACGAGUUCCGGAGGCAACUGCAGGCCAAGACCAUCGAGAUCGAGAGCCUGCGGGGCACCAACGAGUCCCUGGAGCGGCAGAUCCGCGAGAUGGAGGAGCGGCACAACGCCGAGAUCGUCGGCUUCCAGGACACAAUCUGCCAGCUGGAGAACGAACUGCGCACCACCAAGAGCGAGAUGGCCAGGCACCUGAGGGAGUACCAGGACCUGCUGAAUGUAAAGAUGGCUUUGGACAUUGAGAUUGCAGCAUACAGGAAGCUCUUGGAGGGGGAGGAAACCCGCAUCAGUUCCGGGAUGACCUUCUCCACCCCUAACCCAAGCCCCAGCCUUAACUACGGCUACCAGACACGCGUCUACACCAGCACCUCCAAGAGCGCCAAGAAGGAGGAGAAGGAGGAGGAGCCGCAGGGCAAGUCCAACAAGGUGGCCACCCAGCGUGAGAUGUUCGAAGAGAUUAUCGAGGAGACCAUCUCCACCAAGAAGGUGGAGAAGAAUGAGUCUAGCAGCAGCUCCCCCAACCAGAAGAACUAAAAAAAAAAAACCUUUGCCUUUCUCCUGCAGAGUGGUCUCAGAGAGGAAUCCACCACAAAACCAACUUCACAUUGCACUGUCCAACUACAGUAGUCUCUAUAAUCAGUCUCUAGAAACCUCACUUCUGAAAUCUCAUAAAGCACUUUACAAUAAGAGCAUAAAUACUCAACAGAUCUCACACUGGGCUCAAGUUUACAUGGCACUAUAUAUUACAUGGAUGUCAUUCAGAUCUAAGUGCACUGCCAUAGGCCAAAAAUGAUUCUCGACACAUUCCAGAUGGUAUGUGUGUAUGUGUGAGUAGCGUGCACAGUCAACUAAACAUAUCAGAGCUGUAGCGUGUUCUACCCAGCAUUCCACAAGCACAGUGUGACUGAAUGAAAACACUUGUCUUUUUCAUAUAUUAUAGUGAGCUAGGUUUACUUCCACAUUGAUGAAGGAAAUACCGUACGUAAAACACAAGGACAGCCUAUUUCAUUUGUUUAGACAGGCGGUGUAGUUUCAGACCUUUUGGGGAUCUUGACAGAAGCCCUCAAUUGCAUCGUUAUUAGAGAAUGUUCAAAGGCCUACUCAAGAUAGCGUGGUCACUGUGACCUUAAUGUCAAGGACCGUUGCAUCUGCAUGUAACACAGCUGCCCGAUGGCAGAGUCCCUUAUUAAAAUGGGCAAAUGUUUCCCGACAGAAUUGGAAUUCCUCUCCAAGAUUGCUCUUUAAUGUAUUUUUGAGUCUCUUACCUUGAAAUAAGGAAACAUGCUAAUCAACUGUUAGUUGCAUGAUGUCAGUAUUUCAUGUUUGCAUGGUGAAUGUCAAUGGGCUUUUGACUGUUUCCUCAUGACCAUACUGUAGAAAAUGAAGGAGAGUGUUUUGUCUCCUUUGGCGUUCUCAUCUUUUACCGUAUUCCCAUUAACAGAACGUAAAGCUGUGAAGGGAAGUGAGAUUAACACCUUGGCCAGCGUGGUGGCUGACUCUCAUCUGCAUAAAUUUCAUGGUCUCAGAUGACAGCUGGUCAUUUUUCAUGUGGUGAUGCAAGUUCUUGUUCAGAUCCGCUCCGCAGAGUUUGUGUGAACUCAUGUGUGCUUACUGACACGCUCCGGGUGCCAUGGACACCUGUACCGGUCAAGGAUGGCUAUAGAAGCCUCCAUGUAAAACCUCAGCAGUGCAAGUUAAUAUUUCACACAAAUGCAUGAGGUUGGUAAGGAAAAUGCUUUUGAUCGGUAGUCCCUUUUUGUUAAAGUCAGCUCUUAGUUUCAUGCACAAUGAUAUUCUAAAUAUACUCUUAAGGAUGCCUGAAACAUCAAGACCACUUCAUAUACUGUGCUACCAAGCCUUAGUAAUACAAGCAACAACUUAAAAGACCACUGAUGUCUGAUCUGACUCACUUUAGUUUGUCAAAAUAAUAAUACAUGUUCUUGUAAGACUGAGUCCACACUGUGUAACUUUUACCACUUAUCACCAAAUCACACCAUAAAGGUGCAAACGAAGCAGAUUUUCGCUUCCUUAUAUUCAUUUUUUUGUCUUCAAUGUAGCCGACCUGACUUGUAUCUCCUACCCAGCAAAUAGAUGAUGACACCUGCCCUAAAGAGAGCUGAUGCCGGAGUGUCCAUCGAAGUUAAGGUGAUCUCCGAAACUACAGGUGGCGUGAGGCACCAGUUCACUGAAGGAGUGCUUAGGGCACAAUGCCAAAAAUUAUUCUGGCUUUCAGAAAAAGCAAUAGUUAAAAUCUCCACUAGACUGGUGGAAGUGCAUUCUUCCUGUGUCUCGCUGACCGUGACGACAACAUGCCUGGUAACGGUUGACACGGCACCUAUCCAAAUAUCCCACAGACGAAGCGAUAGGUACGUACAUUUGACCGCCGGAAACAUAGCCACAACUUUCUUCGAAAAACAAUCACGAUUGCACUGCCAACCUUUUCUAGUGCAUGUGCAUCAAAGCAUUCAGGAGAACUUUUUCUAGAUGUAAUGAAAUAAGAACAACCGUAACCCACAAAAAGAGGAAUGCUGUAGGUAGUAACAAUGCCUUAACACCACCAGCAGUUGAUCGACUGGCAGUCUGUUUGCACAGUGUUUGGUUCCAUUAGGGGUGCGCCUUCCCUUUUCUUAGUCCAGCGUUACAGUUCCCGAGAUCAUGUCAGAAGAAAAGAAAAAAAAAUUAUGAAUGUAGUUCAAGAAUUGUUCCUUUGUCCGUUUGCUCUAUGGCACAUUCCAAUAAAACCUUCAAUUCUAAAUCAAUAAACACUGAUGU